AUGGAGAUUUUCGAAAAAGAUGAGGGCAGUAUCGAGCCGACAAUUGCCGAGUACUACAAGGGGAAGUCUAUCUUCAUCACUGGUGGCACAGGCUUUUUAGGAAAGUUGCUCAUAGAAAAGCUUCUUUAUUCUUGUCCAGAUUUGAAACAAAUCUUCGUUUUUGUGCGAGAUAAAAAAGGAGUGCCUCCUGAAAAAAGAAUUGCAGCACUGUAUAAAAGUAGUUGCUUCGAUCGCCUUAGAAAUGAAAGGAGCGGAUUAUUUCAGUCUAAAGUGACUGUCGUGCCUGGGAAUAUGAUCGAAAAUAACUUAGGACUGAAUGAAACCAAUCGGGCUUUAGUGACAGAAAAUACUAAUAUCAUUAUUCAUAGCGCUGCUACAGUGAGAUUUGACGAAUCUUUGAAAGAAUCAUUCGAUAUCAAUGUGUUGGGUGCAUUAAGGCUGAUCGAGCUAGCUCAAGAUGUACACAAUUUGGAGAGCUACAUUCACAUCUCCACGGCUUUUUGUAACCUGGAUUACGAGGAGCAGAUCAAAGAAAAAAUUUAUCCACCGGCGGCAGAUUGGAGGAAGAUAAGGGACAUGGUUGACAACGUGGAUUCGGAGGCUCUGCGGAUUUUAACACCAAAGUUACUAGGAAAAUUUCCCAACUCCUAUGUCUUCACGAAGAAUAUGGCUGAGCACGUUGUUUAUGAAUACAGAGGAAAACUACCAGUUGUUAUAGUACGACCGUCAAUAGUUUCAGGAUGCUUGACGGAGCCCUCUCCGGGAUGGAUAGACAACUUUAACGGCCCCGCAGGACUGUUCACUGCCGCCGCACAAGGUGUACUUCGAGCUGUAUUUGCUGAUCAAGAUGCAAAAUCGGACUACGUCCCAGCCGAUGUAGUCGUGAAAGGAACUCUGGUAGCUGCAUGGGUGAGGGGUAUCAAAAAAUUAGAAAAGACAGAUGACGUCAUAGUAUACAACGCGUGUGCAGGGAAAGAACUAAGCAUGUCGCUGGCUGAAGUUUACGCUGUCGGGAAGCAAGCCACACCGAUUGUAGCUCUAGAGCAAACAUUGCGUCCUACCCACGUGACGUAUUUCAAGAAUAAGCUGAUUUUCUAUUUUUAUAUAUUAAUAUCUCACUUGCUCCCAGCUAUUGCGGUAGAUCUAGUUUUUCGAGCGCUCGGCAAAAAGCCUAAAUUAAUAAAAGUACAACGUCGCAGUCUAAUGGCCAAUAUAGCCCUGGAAUAUUUCAUGGUGCGCCCGUGGCAUUUCAUCGGAAGCAAUUCUUCUUCUCGUCAAAGGGAGUCCAGUCGCUGGAAAAUAUGGUGA
Molecule: messenger RNA, 1308 nt
Organism: Aricia agestis (brown argus)
Lineage: Eukaryota; Metazoa; Arthropoda; Insecta; Lepidoptera; Lycaenidae
Product: fatty acyl-CoA reductase 1-like
Exons: 13
Coding region: 1-1308 (435 amino acids)
Biological process (GO): long-chain fatty-acyl-CoA metabolic process
Cellular component (GO): peroxisome
Molecular function (GO): alcohol-forming very long-chain fatty acyl-CoA reductase (NADP+) activity
Source: RefSeq, a predicted model, not a curated record